Messenger RNA from Blastomyces dermatitidis ER-3, 2476 nucleotides. RefSeq lists its product as uncharacterized. The record is from RefSeq and is a predicted model, not a curated record. Lineage: Eukaryota; Fungi; Ascomycota; Eurotiomycetes; Onygenales; Ajellomycetaceae. Bases 390 to 2033 code for a protein of 547 amino acids. The transcript has a single exon.
CGCUGAUUGAACGCUCUGUUUAUUUACUCCUGCUGCCAGCUGGAAGUUUGUUUCAUCAAGCGGGAAAGAAACCACGCCGUCUGCUUUUUCCACUGCUCUUUCCAAUGGCCAGUUAUUAAACUCUACUUAGCGGUUUUAUCUUGGUUGUUUACAUGCAACAAAGAAUACAUCUAAGGUGCAAUAGAUAUAUCGUGUUAAAGAGGAGAGCUGUUUAGUCGUCAAAUAUGUACCAGUCUCUGGUAGUAGGAGAUGCUGUGAUUUGGCGCCUCAUAUCCAUGCACUGUUGAUAACCAAAUGCAUAGUGCAUACAAGUUCUCUUUUGGCUUGUGUUUUGCCUUUGCUUUCCCGCCUUUCGUUCGACUUUAUCUGCCAAUAAAAAGAAAGCAGAAAUGACGUCGGGUUCCUCCGCAGUUGCAUACCACACCCUCUCCCCCAGUCAUCAAGUGCUUUUGGAAGACGAUGCGACCCUCAAAAGGAUACUAUUACGUCUCCGGGAGAACACAUCAAUCAACAUCUUCCUCCCAUGCCUGCUUGUGUGCAAGAAAUGGUAUUCAUUGGCAAUACCCGUGUUGCAAGCUGCUGUGGUUCUACGGAAUCAUAACCUUUGCCGGUUCGUGAAAAGCGCAAGACUACCACUCAGCUCGAAGGCUUUCACUAUCCAGUCACUGAGCUUGCUGUUGGAUGUCGCCGCAGUAGACCCUAGCUCUACUGCAGCUAGGGCCUGGCCCCUGGGUCAUUUACUGAGAGAUCUAGCUACAAUCAUGGCCGGGGUUAUGCGAGCCCUUCGAAUAUUCUCCCUACGGAUCGACCAUCAGCCAGCCUGUGCUGUAGAUUCUGGAUUAGGUGAUGAUAUUGAUAGGAUCACGGCUGAACCGAGCUUUCCCGCUUCUGCUGUGAUAGCUCUCCUGGAAUCCCUCCCGGACACAUGCAGUGAUGUUGAAAUUGACACUUCGGGCUGCGAAGUUUACACCGACGGCGAACAUCUAUGCCCACAUAUAGCAAAGCUGCUCCCAAACCUCACCCACCUCCGCCUGAGGAUUAGGCAACUAUGCCCGAGCCUCAUAAGCAUACCUGCCCAAAGUUCCUGUUCCAGAUGUCGAGGGGAACUGCAGGCUCCCCUGUGUCCAAAGCUCCGCUCAUUGGUUAUCAACACGGAACUUUCCAGUGCAAUCCUCGGAUGGGUAACACGUUGCUCACCAUCAUCUGAAACACUCCCAGCUGAAGAAAAAGGUAACCACGCCGAAGAAGACCUUCAGACAGAGCUUUCUCACCAUCUACUUCUUGGCCUCACGAGCAAAAACUGCUUCCCAGCCGCUAAACGAAUAGAAAUCCAUGGACCAAUGGAACUGGAUAUCAUCCCAUGGCACCACAUUCGUCAGACAGAUAUUAAGGACCGUAAGACGUAUAUAUCCUCAUUCGUCACUCUCCCCAGUUAUUCACGAGGAGCAUGGAAACGCGGAACCCAUCGCUGUAUUCGCCCCAUGUCGACCGGGGACGGAACUGAUGCUGUGAUUAUCUCCUCGUGGCAACCCCACCCGCGUGAACUCACGGGACAAAAUGCUUGGAUAUCUAAUUCUGAAGGGGUAAGCCUCCCCAAGGCUAGAUAUCCACAUGUCCUCAACGUCUUUGGCACGGAUGAUUAUCACUUAUUUCCCAACAAGGAUGAGGUGGGGGGUGUGGAGGAGGAGGGUCAAGUGUCUAAAAGUCAUCAUUACCACAACUCCCUUUCGGGGUAUGUCAAGGAAAUGAGAAAGCGCUGGAAAGAAAAUUGGGCGGGAAGCGCGGCCCAGGCACGGAUACAGACACAGACGCAGAUACAAACGCAGUCGCACCCUAUUUACGAGGAGCUUUGCAGAGUGACAGAUGCGAGUUAUGAGUCGAGUCUACAGACGCAGACAUAUCAUACUUUACGCCCGAUUCCUCAUGAGCUAUUCCCGUUUCCGGAGCCGGUGCCGAUGGAAUGGUAUAGGAAGCAAACGCCUUUGGGACAUGCAGAUUUUCGGAGGGUGGGGGAUGGAUCUUGUUGUUAUUAGGGAGGGGGGAAGGGGGGGGUUGGGUUGUGGGUUUUUGUGGGCUUUUGUGGGUUAUGGCGGUGGUGGUGGUGUUUUGGUGGACUAGGUAGAUAGGUAAUGCGGCUAUUAAAGGGUAGGAAAUUAAGGACUAUAGAUGUAUAUAUGCUAUUCUUUUUUGUUGGAUAUGGACGGAUGGAUGGGCAGGUUUGCAAUAAUGAAGGGAGAGGAGUCUAUUCUCAGGUCUUCUUCUGAGGCUCUGUGUUAUAUUUUGGAUGGUUAUCUUGACUAUAAUAUAAAGGAGAGACCAAAUAAAAAAAAAAAACGGAAGAUUUGGUUUUACUUGUCAGUGUCAUCGGUAAGUAAUCACUGUUACUUUCUACUUAAACGCGCUCAUCACUGGCAGAGGAAGUGGUAUGAGAUGGUGAGGCGGUCUAUAUACAGACAUAUGCAUGUAUGUAUCAGAU